Molecule: messenger RNA, 4213 nt
Organism: Amphiprion ocellaris (clown anemonefish)
Lineage: Eukaryota; Metazoa; Chordata; Actinopteri; Pomacentridae
Product: serine/threonine-protein kinase tousled-like 1-B
Exons: 22
Coding region: 359-2716 (785 amino acids)
Biological process (GO): intracellular signal transduction; peptidyl-serine phosphorylation; chromosome segregation
Cellular component (GO): nucleus
Molecular function (GO): ATP binding; protein serine/threonine kinase activity
Source: RefSeq, a predicted model, not a curated record
CCUCGCUCCCUCCCUCCUCGCGCUGCUAGGUGCGCGCCAGCCUCGCGAUAGCCUCGCCUACCAGAAUCAAAGCUGCGCUCGCGAAUUGGAUGCUGACAGGCGCGCGGUGCGGUCAUCAUGCAAAGGUUACCGAGGAUCCGUUUCAGCGAGAGUCUGAGGAAGAAGAAGCCGCUCCUCCGCAGGACCCGCACGGCUCACAACAUGCCAGACGUGUAGCAGCGCGGACAAGGGAACUAAAACCAGAAAACUGCGGACUAGCUCGGCCUGUUUUGGCGACAGCAGGUGUCAAAACGAUGGACGCGAGUUCGGGAUUUCCGGCUGUGUGUACGCUGGCUCCUCUCGGCGGUAAAGUGGCUUCAUGAGUGUCCAAAGUAACAGUGGAAGUGGUGGUGGAAGUUUGGAGGCGACGCCAUCUUGGUCGCAGCUCUCCUCGUCCCCAACGAUUUCUCAACAACAUAUAACGGCGACCGCAAAGAGCAAGGAAGGAAGUGCGUACUUGUCUUGUGAUGGUGAUAACAUAAUCGUCUCACCUUACUGUGUCGAUGUCCUCGUGCCAGGCCCCAUGGAGGAGCUGCACAGCCUCGACCCCAGGAGACAGGAGCUGCUGGAGGCCAGGUUCACAGGAGCUGUCAGUGGCAACACAGUAGGCAGCACUGGGAGCACCAGUGGAGGUGCUAAGGGCCUGGCCAAUGAAUCCUCGAACCACAGCUACGGAAGUCUGGGUUCGUCAAGUGACAAGGAGUCAGAGAACUCUGAUUUGAAAAGAGGGAGCUCCCCUGCCUACUCAACCCCAGAGAAGAAACACUCUGAAUCGUCCAGAGGGAGGAAAAGGAAAGCUGAUACUUAUUCAGAGAGUAGUCAAGGGAAGACCUCCACACGGGGGCCCAAGAUCAGUGACUACUUUGAUUUCCAGGGUGGAAAUGGUUCCAGUCCAGUCAGAGGCCUCCCAUCAGCUCGCCGCUCUCCACAGAACUCGCACUCUGCACCAGGCUCAAUCAUCCGGCAGAACAGCUCCUCUCCCACCAGUCUAUGUUUCGGGGAGCACAACCCCAAAGCUUCCUCAAGCAAAUGUAUCCAGACGGAAUUGACAGGCUUAAAACUUGCUGCUCUGGAAAGCAACAAGAGUCUGGACCUGGAGAAGAAAGAAGGACGAAUAGAUGACCUUCUCAGGGCUAACUGUGACCUGCGGAGACAGAUCGACGAGCAGCAAAAACUCCUGGAGAAAUACAAGGAGAGACUCAACAAGUGCAUCACCAUGAGCAAGAAACUGCUCAUUGAGAAGAGCACACAGGAGAAGCAGUCAUGUCGUGAGAAGAGCAUGCAGGAUCGCCUCCGUCUCGGUCACUUCACCACCGUCAGACACGGCGCGUCCUACACAGAGCAGUGGACUGAUGGAUAUGCAUUCCAAAACCUGAUCAAGCAGCAGGAGGGCAUCAACCAGCAGAGGGAGGACAUUGAGCGACAGAGGAAGCUGUUAGCCAAGAGGAAGCCUCCGAACCCCGCGUCUCCCUCCCUGUCUGUAGCCUCCACAUCUGAACCUAAGCAGCGCAAAACUAAGGUGGUCAACGGCAAUGACUCAGACCCCUUCCUCAAGCCGUCCUUGCCCCAGCUACUGACCCUCGCUGAGUACCACGAGCAGGAGGAAAUCUUCAAACUUCGUCUUGGACAUCUGAAGAAGGAGGAAGCUGAGAUCCAGGCAGAGCUGGAGCGGUUGGAGCGUGUGAGGAACCUUCAUAUCAGAGAGCUCAAGAGGAUAAACAACGAGGACAGCUCAGCAUUUAAAGACCAUCCUACUUUAAAUGAGAGGUACCUGCUGCUGCACUUGCUGGGCAGGGGCGGCUUCAGUGAAGUCUAUAAGGCUUUUGACCUGUUUGAGCAGCGCUACGCAGCUGUUAAAAUCCACCAGCUUAACAAGAACUGGAGAGAGGAGAAGAAGGAAAACUACCACAAGCAUGCAUGCAGGGAGUACCGGAUACACAAGCAGCUGGACCAUCCCAGAAUAGUCAAACUCUAUGACUAUUUCUCCCUGGAUACUGACACGUUCUGUACAGUGUUGGAGUUCUGUGAAGGAAAUGACCUGGACUUCUACCUGAAGCAGAACAAGCUGAUGUCAGAGAAAGAAGCCCGCUCCAUUGUCAUGCAGAUUGUCAGCGCCCUGCGAUACCUCAACGAAAUCAAACCCCCCAUCAUCCACUACGACCUCAAACCUGGUAACAUCUUACUGGUGGAUGGAACUGCAUGUGGAGAAAUCAAAAUCACAGACUUUGGCCUGUCUAAGAUAAUGGACGAUGACAACUAUGGCGUGGACGGGAUGGACCUCACAUCACAGGGAGCAGGAACCUACUGGUAUCUCCCUCCAGAGUGUUUUGUGGUGGGAAAAGAACCGCCUAAGAUCUCCAACAAGGUGGAUGUCUGGUCUGUGGGGGUGAUCUUCUUCCAGUGCCUCUAUGGACGCAAGCCGUUUGGUCACAAUCAGUCACAGCAGGACAUCCUCCAGGAAAACACCAUCCUCAAAGCCACAGAGGUCCAGUUUCCAGCUAAACCACAGGCCAGCACAGAGGCCAAGGCGUUCAUCCGGCGUUGUCUGGCCUACCGCAAGGAGGACAGGUUUGAUGUUCACCAGCUGUGUUCGGACACCUACCUCCUCCCUCACAUGAGACGUUCAAACUCCUCUGGCUCCCUGCAGCCCUCCGCCUCAUCUCUGCCCACCUACUGACUCUCAAGACUUGACGGGACCCUCUGGCCGAUCUCAAGGCACGAUUGUUGAAAUCGGAGGAUAAUAGACGUGGAUUUUUUUUUUUUUUUUACCUGAGCUGUUCCUAUAAUGGAUAAAUUAGCAACAGAAGAGAGUAAAAUGGAAAUAUGAGAUGGAAAACGGAGAAGAAGUGGAAAGAGGAUGCUCCCAUUGUGUUGUACAGAGUUGUGCCCUUGAACUCAACGGUGUGAGAGAUGGGACAGAAUAUAAAAUGAAAGACUGAAAAACAGAAAGGAGGCAGAGAUGAGAGAGGCUCAGCACUGUUGGGGGAACGAUGAAGCUGGUGGAUUUGGUUUAGGACUUAAUUAACCCCUUAGGAGACAUUACAGCAGUAUAGGACCUCCUAGAUGUCCACACCCACCUCUCGUAGCUCUUCACACAUCUACACUUUCAUAAUACACCUUAUGAAAUGGUGAAUUGUGUCAGCAUGAGGCAGUCUUGUUGCUCAUGAGGGUGGCGGACAGAAGAAGACGGGUUAAUAGACGAGUGUUUGUACAUCAAAUAUCGACUACCUGCGAUUCAUUUUAAGGCACAAAAAGAUGGUUGCAUCUCAUUCAAUUUCCGCCUGCAGCUCCUCUGCAGGAGUUAACUUGAUAGACACACACAAAAAAAAAGAAGUUCCAGAUUAAAUUUCUGGGGUCGAUUUGCACUUCCGAGUCGGAUCACGUUGUCGUGGCCCCACGUUUGGCAUGAAGCAUCACAGUGUAGGCUCGCACUCGACUUAUCCAUAGUCAGAUCCUCCGUUCAGAGUUUUGUUGGUCCACAGAGAGCGGACCUGUGCAUCUGUCUUAAUCCAUUUUUCAAGCGCGAUGUUCGAGAAGGUGUGAAUGUUGCAGCACUGUGUUGUCGUAGACGUCCUCAUCGACCUGCCUGAAGAGGGCCGGACUUUUAUUAGAAGUUACUGUAUUGCAAAAGCUGUCAUCGGGUCACAGGAUUCAUUGUACAUUUCAUGUGCAGGAGACAUUACUCACUAGCAAAUAUAUAAUAACAAGGCUUUCCCUUGCUUCCCAGUGUUUCAGUUUGCUCCGUUUAUUUGUGUCCCCCCCUCUCCUGAAAGCUGUUCUCAGUUUUUGCUGCUAUAAAUGUUGCUUUUAGUUUUGUAACGUGAAUGAUUUUCACCGCGCAUAUGUGCAUACUUGAACUGUGUUAAGGAGCCUCUUUUUAUGAAACAGACACCUGCUGUGCUGUUCAAGGGAAUGCAACACAUUUUCUUCUGCCACCAUCAGACGUCUUCGUGUUUUGUUUUUUUUCUUGCUUUGUUUACUUUCCUGUAAAAGUCCAACAAACAUGGAGAGGAAUCCCGGCGUGCCACGCGGUACGGAGCGCUCACACCUGUUCAUGCCAGUUAAACGUGGGCGUUCCUGGUUGGCUGAGCUGCAGCUUGAUAUACUGCAGCUAGAAGUUAAAGUGGAAUAUAAUCCAAAUGUUGUCAUCCUGUAAAUAAAACACUUACCUGUA